Messenger RNA from Phytophthora nicotianae INRA-310, 1836 nucleotides. RefSeq lists its product as hypothetical. The record is from RefSeq and is a predicted model, not a curated record. The transcript has a single exon. Bases 31 to 1719 code for a protein of 562 amino acids. NCBI's taxonomy places the organism in Eukaryota, Oomycota, Peronosporomycetes, Peronosporales, Peronosporaceae.
GCUCGCUCCUCCACAAGUGCCAAGUCCAACAUGGCCAAGAAUACUGAGCCUGCAGUACGUUUGUCGUUGCUUAGUGCUAGUUCACAGCCAAAAGACCUCGAAGGAGGAGAUUAUGUCGGCGCCAAGACUCCGGAGCAAAGUGGGUACUCAGAUCAAGGUGCUCUUCGUCCUGGAGGUGAACCGGUGAUCACUAGCAGAGCCAACAUCGGUCUGCUGUAUCAGUACGCUGUUGUGGGCUUCAUCUCCGGUGUGCUACCCUCCACGAUCUACCCGUUCCUUCAGAUGUACCUCAAUUGUAGCGGAGCACAAGUAGCUACUGCUACAACAUUAGUGUCGCUCCCGUCGAGUUUCAAGGUGUUUUUCGGUAUCCUCUCGGACUGCUUCCCCAUCUUCGGCAACCGACGACGUCCGUACAUGGUCAUCGGGUGGUCUAUCUCAGUAGCUAUGCUUCUUGUGAUGGCAUGCUUGCCCAUUGGUGAUCCAUACUACACAGAUGCUGACGAUCGAUACGUCGAUGUGUCGGAGUACACCCCCGAGAUCGAAGCAAGAAUCAACUACGACGCUCCAUCGGAAGGCGGCAGGUACGUCAUGCUCAUGUUCUUCGCUGCAGUAGGUUACGUGCUGUCCGAUGCUUGCGCCGACGCUAUCAUGGCGGGUUUGGCUCAACAGGAGUCAUAUGAGAGACGAGGCAAACUUCAGACCAUGACGUACACGGUGCAGACAUUCGUGACGGUGAUCAGCUACCUGAUUGUCGGUUUCUGCUUCAAUGGUGAGGAGUAUGGCGGCAAUUUCGACUACUCGCUGAGCUUUCCCGAAUUGAUGGGGAUCCUUACAGUGCUUACGGCUCCUACUAUCCCUAUCACAUGGUUCUUCAUCAAGGAGGACCGGCUGACUGUCUCGCCGGACUUCAAAGACUACAUGGUAGGCUUAUGGAACCAGAUCUGCAAGCGAGCUGUGUUCCAAGUCAUCGCGGCCUUGUUCUUCUACACUUUGAUCUGCAAUAUCUCGUACACGGCCUACUCGCCCAUCCAGUCGUAUAUGGUGAACGUGACCCCCAUCAAUAGUACGCUCGGAGACGCACUGAGCUACCUCUUCUACAUGUUCGGCAUGAUGGCUACGUCCAGGUGGGGUUUGCACUGGAAUUGGCGCGUGAUGAUUGUCAUCACAGGCGUGAUCUUGAUCGUUAUCGACGGCACGUGCAAUCUCCUCAUCGUCUGGAACGUGUAUCGUAGUCAAUGGUUUUGGCUCGGCCCGCCGAUUGUUGCGCAGCUUCCCAAUGGUAUCAGCUUCAUGGUCAGUACUCUGGUGAUCGUGGAGCUUGUCGGUGAAGGUAAUGAAGGCGCCAUGUACGGACUCAUGACUACGAUCUCGGGCAUCGCGUCUCCGUUCGCGACGUCACUCACUGUAAUUAUCAACAAUCCGUUUGACAUCACCAACGAACGCGUGCAGGAGGACGACCACUCUAUCCACGUGGACAUCACGUACACGAUGAUCAUUGCAUACGGCGCAAUGGUAGUGUCUUGGAUCUUUCUGCUGUUGCUACCCAAGCAAAAGCGAGAGACUCAAGAACUUCUGCGUACGGGUGGAUCGAACAAACUGUUGGGUGGACUCACGAUAUUUUACUUAUCCUUCUCGCUGGUGUGGGCUGUAAUGGUCAACAUCAUGGCCAUCUUCGAUAGCACCUCAUGUCUUGUCAUUGCUGGUGGCGACGGGUGCUAACAUACUCACGAUAAACCGUGUACAAGCAACAAGAUUGAUAAUUCAUAAAUUCAUCAUUCAAAACACAGACGUACAACAUGCACUGUGUACAAAUAAACACACUUACUCCUGCUGGAA